GUCUUUAUAUGAAUACAAAUGAACUUUAAAAACAUGAGUAAACAAACGCGAGCAGAAAAAAACUGGGUUGACAGUUUGGUUUGUGAGGUGGCCUCGCAUAUCAAAACCAGUAUGAUAUGGUUUUGCACCACCAGAGGGAGAACUCAGUCGAAAUACACUGUAGACCAGACCAAAGCGGAUUAGACCGGAACCUGCGUCGUCCAGUCUCGUGUUUACAAAUGAGCAAAAAGGUCAGGUGGAAAACACAGUGAAAUCAGCAAAUAAUCUGACUGAAAUUAUGUCACACGGCUGGAUAAAAGAUUAAUUUCGAGGUUCUUUAAACUUGAUUGAAGUUGUAAAGAAUGGACGCGCUAUGGACGAAGACAAUCGAAGACCCCCUUUCAUUGAUGAGCUUCAUGGUUCCUCCAUUGAGGUUACUCUCUGCAGCCAUGUGGCAGGUGACAGAACAGAGACAGGUGAAGCACUAUGGGAUGCUGGAGGAAUUUGUAACCAUGGUGACGGAGGCUGUGCCAGAGCUCCUGAAUUACCGUCAAAGAGCCCAGCUGAUUCUUGGAUUAAGAGCAAGGCUGCUUCUGGAUUUGUGCCGUGUUACAAAUCAAGUCGACAUGGACAAUCUUCAGCCUCACUUGGAUCGAAUCCGGGCUCCUCGUGUGAACACCACACUCAGUGAGGUUGACGAAGACAUUGAGGAAUCUGAGACUCGCUUUUUGGACCUUGUCCAGACCCUUAUCAACAACCCUGGAGAGAGAGAGAACUUUUUCAAGAAUGUUUUCCCGAUGGUAUAUGGCCCAAAGUUUGACAAAACACUUCAUACACUUAUGGAAGACUUCCUCCUGCAGCUUGAUCGAAUGAUAUCAGUCCCAGAUCUUUCACAGAUGGCCUCAUGGCUCAGGGGAUGUCCUUCUCUUCUGGAUGAGUGUCUUAAGUCAAUUUCUGUCCCAAAGCAAAUGAAAAUCCUCCUUGAACAUCAGAGAGCUAAUGGACGUCUUCUGGAAAAUGAGUCUCUUCCACUGGGUCGAGUCGUCAUACCCAGCGACCACACAGAAUCUGGUGACCCGUCUGAAUUAGGAAACGAUUCAGAUGGUCUUGAAGAUGAUUGCCAAAGUUCUAUAACCACAUCUGAUUUCCAUAUCUCUGGCUGGUCAGCUAUGAAGGGAAAACUCAAUAAAGAAACCAAUGAACUGAUGGAGAGAGAGGAUGAUGAAGAUGAUGAAUAUGAUGAUGAUGAUGAUGAUGAAGAAUACUUGCCAACCAAGAGUCAAAGAGGAACACUUGCUCAUUCUAGGAAUCAAACAAGCUGCAAAAGAACACCAAGGAAAUCCAAUAAAAGGAAAAGAGAAGACAAAGACGUUGAAGUGUCCAGAGAAUUCACGUUUAUCAAUCACUUGGGGGCGUACACAGACGAGGCUUCUUACCCCACCACUGAGGCUUCUAAAGUCCCUUGGACAGAUGAAGAAACAUUCGGUCUCAUCAAAAUAUGGGGGAAAGACAGUAUCCAGCGGACUCUGAAAGACUGUGCCCACAACCGCCACAUAUUCAACCUCAUCUCAAAGAUGAUGUCCGAGCGAGGGUUUGCCAGAACGGCAGAACAGUGUCAUACCAGGAUCAAACGCUUGAAAAUGAGCUUUCGACAAUGCCAUGAAAGCAAUAUAAAAGGAACAGUGCGACCUGAAUGGAAGUUCUACAAUCUGCUAGAGAAAAUUCUCUGCAGGAAAGACUCCUUCGCAAACCAAGAAGUCAGUAUCAAUGCUAAUGAGGGCACAAUUGCAGAUGAGUCCACAGGACAGCAGGAAGAACAGGGCACUACUGACCGGGAGUUUCUUGGUCAUGCCGGACAGGAGGAUACUAGGAAUGUUCCAUGGACAGACCUAGAGACUCAAACCUUGAUCAGUGUCUGGGGAGAGGAUAGAACCCAGCGAGAACUGAGAGGAGUCCACCAAGACGGACACAUCUUCGACAUGAUCUCUAAAAAGAUGGGCGCUCAAGGUUACAUCCGAACGGAGGAACAGUGUCAGACUAGAAUGAAGAGACUGAAGCAGUGUUUCAAACAGUGUUAUGAGAAUAACCCCAUGGAGGGCAAAGAGCAAGUUGAGUUUAAAUUCUAUAAACAGAUGGAGAAAAUUAUGGGUAAUAAGGAGUCCAGUCACAUCCUUUUGACAGAGGUCAAAGAUGACGAGUCGGACAGUGAAUACCAGGUGUACACAUACCAGGAUAUAGAAACAGCAGUGAACUGCACGGAUGACAGGAAGAAGGUGGCCUGGUCGGAUGCAGAGACGUUGAUUCUCCUGCAGUUAUGGGGUGAUGAGCAGGUCCAGCAGAACCUGCAGCGCUGCCCUCACAAUGGCCACAUCUAUUCUGAGAUCUCAGCGAAGCUGAACGGCCACGGCUACCCACGCUCUGCUGAGCAGUGCCAAACGAGAAUCAAACGGCUGAAGAUCAGUUACCGGCAGUGCAGAGAACACAUUGGUUCACCUGAAGCUGAACAUAUAGAAUUCAAAUUCUACGAUCUGAUGGAAAACAUUUUUCGAAAGAAUUCUUCUCUCAAAGCAUCCGGGGUGCCAGAUAAUGAAUCCAUCAUCCCCACCAAAUCAGUAUCUCAGGAGGCCUGCAGCAGUGUGGAGCAGAUAUCAUCAGGCUUCUGGAUAGAUGCAGAAACUGAAGCUCUCAUAGAAGUGUGGGCAGAAGAUGAGGUGCAGAAUGCCCUGAGAGGCUCCGUCCAUAACAGCCACGUGUUUGCUGAUAUAGCAGAAAAACUCAACAGUCAGGGAUUCCUCAAAACACCAGAGCAAUGCAGACUGAAGAUCAAGAACAUGAGGAAGCAUUUCCAACAGUGUUAUGAAAAGAAAAAAUGUGGCAUAAAGGAAGUAGGUUUUAAGUUCUAUGAUAAACUGGAGCAGGUGUAUGGGGAUGAGGACUUUUCCACAGAUGAACAAGAUGAUCAGGAUGCAGAUUCCCUGUGGGCAGGAGUGGUUGCAGUGACUGAAUCAGGCAGGAAGAUGCCCUGGUCAGACCAGGAGACUCAAGCUCUGCUGGAGAUCUGGGGUGAGGGUCGUGUGCAACACAGCCUCAAGAGCUGCCUGAAAAACAGGCACAUCUACAGAUAUAUUUCAAAGAAAAUGGCAGCACUGGGUUUCAACAGAACGGGCGAACAGUGCCACUCACGGAUGAAAAGACUCAAAGCCCAGUUUUACUAUGAAAACAAAGAAGAUUGUAAAUUCUACGAUCGAAUGGAAAAGAUUCUUUUAAAAGAAAGCACUGCCAAAACAUCUGAUGUGCAGGACAUCAGCGAGCUGGAAUCCAUAACUGAUUCUGAUUCAGAAUCGGCAGCUCUCUCCAAACCCCCCACUGGGGAGGGGCCGAAGCUGACAUGGGGUGACGUUGAGACGCGAGCUCUCAUAUCCAUCUGGGGGAGUGAUAAGAUCCAGGAGAAGCUAAAAGUCAGUGUCAUACGCAGACCUAUUUUUGAGCGGAUCGCUCAGGCCAUGGCUGAGAAGGGCUUCAGAAGGACCGCAGAACAGUGUCGGACCAGGAUCAAGAGACUGAAGGCCAGCUACCGCCAGUGUCUGGACAGUUACAAAAAUAAUGGGGAGACGGUGGAGUGGAAGUUCUUCAACCAGAUAAAGAAAAUAUUCAAAAAGUAUCCAUAUUUAGAUGAGGCCGAAACCACCGUGACUCAAAAGCCAAAGAUAGUUGGGAGGGAAACCGCCAGCACGUCUGCAAAUCCACAAAGCUCAGUCUAACUCCAACACAGAAUCUUUUGUGGAGUGGGAAUGAGACCAACUUUCUCUUGGAUAUCUGUCCUGAGUACAAACAGGACCUGGCAUUGAGGUAUUUUCUGUCAUGUGGCCUGUGGAUGAUGGAGUAAGGACACACACAACCCUCUGAUCAGCUGAAGGCAAUGCAAGAACCAAGCAAUUGAUCUUCGCUAAAAAAUCCAACACUUCCACCAACUAUUGAGCAGAAACACUGGAAAUAUAGAAUCUUUUUGAGGCACAUGAUUUCUGUACAUCUGAAAGACAUAGCAGUGCUGUUGUUUUGUGGCCUCAAUUGAUCAUACAUUUUCACAGGGUAGAACUGAGCAGUGUAAUAUUUACAUAGGAUGGUGUGAUGUGGAAUAGUCCUUUCUUCAGAGGCCAGUUAGUGCCUUUUCUUUUGUAUUUUUGUAACUACAGUUUUUUCUUUACCAUCUAUUAUGGAAUACGACAUGUGGCUAAAAAUAAUUUUCUAAUGGCGUGGACUUAAAAAUAAGUAACAGCAAUGAUAAGAACAGGUCAUAUAAUUUAACCUUGGUUUGAUUUUGUUGCACAUUGUUUUCAUUAUGAAAGGAAAAACCCUUGUCUUUUUUUUAAAUACACUGAAAUAUUUUAUAACAAUGGGAUGGAAUGGGUGAAUCUAGCUAAUCUUAUCUUCCAGGUGAAAACUAAUUUCCCCUGGAGUCCUCUCCAAACAACUUCCACAACUGGAUUACUAUUGUAUAUUUGUAUUGUAAUGAGAAGCAAUUUUGAGAGGAAACAUCAUCACCUAGAAAUGAAUACAACACUGAUAACAUUUCCUUGUUUAACAAAUGCAUUAGCAGUUAGUGUAUAUUUAAUAUGCUAGAUUUAGCAACAAAAUAUUUACAUUUUACAAAAGUAGGUUAACAGUACACAGGAUGCCAGAUCCCACUAGCAAAAAGAGCACAAUUUGUAUUAUCUAAAUGUUGAAUUGUAAAGUAUGGUUUAAGCUCACUUUCUGUCCGUUUUCUCAGUGUAUAAAAAUACCUUGCAUUGCUCAGUUAUGGCAGAAUAGUAGAUGAUACAUUGGUUAACACUCCUUCAGAAAACUGUGGCUUAAAACAAGUUGUUUAUAGCAAUUGGCCACCUUUGUUUAAGAGAUAAGAUAACCAGGACUGAAAUGGAUCCAACACAUUUCUUAAUUCUCUGGAUGGCCAAUUUUGUAUCUUCCUUCAAAACUGUGAGAAACAACAACAAAACACGGUACAACCUUUUAAUUCUUCUGUACAAGAUACAUGUUGUUUUGAGUAAUUUAAAUCCCAUAUUGCUUUCAGCCAUUUUACUGUGCAAUAAACAAUUAUUUAUUUGUA
Messenger RNA from Myxocyprinus asiaticus (Chinese sucker), 5083 nucleotides. RefSeq lists its product as uncharacterized. The record is from RefSeq and is a predicted model, not a curated record. Gene Ontology annotation, molecular function: telomeric repeat DNA binding. Lineage: Eukaryota; Metazoa; Chordata; Actinopteri; Cypriniformes; Catostomidae. The transcript has 20 exons. Gene Ontology annotation, cellular component: shelterin complex. Bases 342 to 3740 code for a protein of 1132 amino acids. Gene Ontology annotation, biological process: telomere capping; regulation of telomere maintenance via telomere lengthening.